Molecule: messenger RNA, 1116 nt
Organism: Penicillium brevicompactum
Lineage: Eukaryota; Fungi; Ascomycota; Eurotiomycetes; Eurotiales; Aspergillaceae
Exons: 5
Coding region: 1-1116 (371 amino acids)
Source: RefSeq, a predicted model, not a curated record
AUGUCGGCCUCGUCGCUGCCCCCGGGCGUGAGCCCUCCUCUCACGACGGAUAAUCCGAAUAACCACAGCGGCUUGAUUGUGAUUCUUGCGUCUUUUUAUAUUGUUUUGGUCCUUACGGCGCUUGCGGCUCGCACCUAUGCUUCUUUCCAGAGGCGAAUCAUACAAGAAGAUGAUCUGCUGUUUGGGGUGCUGGUAGUAAUCGCGAUACUUCAAGCAGUGGUGGUUCUUAUCCAAGUUCAUUUCGGCUGGGGAGUUCGAGUAGGAUUUGGCGAUUCGAUAGACUACCGAAUGCUCAAGGUUCCUAAUACAUCCAAGGCCGGAUAUGCAGCCGAGAUUAUAUCGAUCCUCGUCUUAGGUCUCUCCAAAGUCUCAACUUGUUUAUUCUACGAAGCGCUUUUCUCAAAAACGCAGCGCCAUUUCGCGCGCGCUAUUCUGGUCACCGUCGUCAUCUGGAUGACAAUAUCCAUAGUCCUACUAGCAGUACGCUGCACUCGGAACCCAUGGGCUGAUAUCAGCGAAGCUCAAUGUAGCAGUUUGUUCCCACGAUGGCAAGCCAUCACAGCGCUCGACAUCAUCACCGAAGUAUUCUUAUUUAUGUACUCCGGCCUGGCAGUACACAGGGUCAAAAUAUCCAUGCAGAAAAAGCUCGUGGUCUUCCUUGCUCUAGAGAGCCGAGUACUACUUAUUCCACUAGCCGCUAUCCGUCUACACUUUAUUAAAGCGCAGAUCACCUCCCCAACACCUAUUCUCAUCGGCGCUUUCGCAACCGUAACUACAGAAAUGUACCUCGCGACCAGCGUACUCUGUCUCGUGAGUGCGUUUCUCAAAUCGUUCCUUGCAGCCUACGAAGACAGUAAUGGGAUCUCGUACACGGAUGGUCACUCGGGAUCAGGGUCCAAAUCGCGAAAGGGGACUUCGAAUACCAUCACGCAGAGGAGUCGGUCUCGGUCUAGAUUUUCUGCGACGGUGGACCGUUUGCGGGGCUGGGAACGGGAGGAGGAUCCUAUCUUGGGAACUCCUAGUGCGUCGGGUGGGUUACAGAUCUUGAAAUCUGUGGAAGUUGAUGUGAGGGAUGAGCCUAUUGAAUUGACGGAGGCGGGGAGGGCGAGACAUUAG